Calliphora vicina (urban bluebottle blowfly) is the source of this 3097-nucleotide messenger RNA. Its product is annotated as F-box/LRR-repeat protein 14. The record is from RefSeq and is a predicted model, not a curated record. The transcript is spliced from 3 exons. Gene Ontology annotation, biological process: SCF-dependent proteasomal ubiquitin-dependent protein catabolic process. Gene Ontology annotation, molecular function: protein binding. Gene Ontology annotation, cellular component: SCF ubiquitin ligase complex. Bases 333 to 2420 code for a protein of 695 amino acids. NCBI's taxonomy places the organism in Eukaryota, Metazoa, Arthropoda, Insecta, Diptera, Calliphoridae.
UAACGAGAAAAACAAUUAGAAUUUUUGUUUAGUAUGAAAAAUAUUAAGUAACGAAAACAAUCGUAAUUGUUGAUAAAGAAAAGUUCAUUAGCUUAAGAAAAAUGAUUAAAUUAACAUGUUGAGAAUUAAUAAGAAAUGCCAAAUGUAUUAAAAACAAACAAUUAAUAUUUGCCGAAAUAGCCAGUACCACAAAGAAACUGGAUAGCAUAUUGUCGACUGGCACCUGGCUCGAAGAAGGGUUAAAAGAACGCAAUCGGAAUUAUCACCACAAUUUAAAGGGAAUCAUUUUCCUCUUGAGGUAUCAAUAGAAUCUAUUGAAAAAGUUGUCUAUAAUGGAAUCGUCGUGCAUCAAUAGUUUAAUGGAUUACAAUGAGUGGUCACCCAACUAUGGCAACUUGCCCAUGGAGAUUAUUUUACACAUCUUUCGUUUUCUCAAUCAUUCCGACCUUCAAGCAGCCGGAGCGACAUGUAGUCGUUGGCGUGAGGCAUUAUUCGUUGGUGAAUUCAAUCGCAAUAUCGUAGUUCACUUUGUCAAAGUUUGUCUCUCAGAUCGUUUAGCUCCGGCAAAGUUUUUUCUUAAAUGUCAAAGACCCUAUAGAUCGUUUUGUUUGGAAGAGGUAACCUUUGGUCAGGCACAAGAACUUUUGACACAUAUUGGUAAAACAGCCACGGAAAUGAUAUUCGAUAAUGCCGAUAUGGGUGAUAAGCAGUUCUAUGCAUUUAUGAGACAGCUAACACAUUUGGAGUCGCUGACCGUAACACGUUGUUCUCCUCUCUUCAUGUCUGGCUCGUUCUUGGAUGGCAAUAGUGAUUUUGCUGGAACAUUUUCGAAUAUACGACAUUUGUCUUUAAAACACAAUCAAUAUUUAUCGGAUGCCAUUUUGUUGCGCUUAACGUCGCUCAUUAAGGGCAUUGAAACUCUGGACAUGUCCGGUUGUCAUAUUGCCUAUCACAAUGCAAUACAUCGGCGAUUUUAUCCCAACGACAGCUUAGCAGCCCAUCCUAGUGAAUCGAUAUUGACUUUUAAGUUUUUGGCCAGGGUGGCAAAUUUACAUAGGAACUGUUUAAAGGAAUUGAAUCUCAGCCAUACCAUGAUCAGUGGACCAGCUUUGCAGUCUUUGACAUCCGCCGAGAAUAUUGAUGGCGGUUUGGCGCUACAGAGAUUACGUUUAACAGGAUGUCGCCAAUUGAAUACAAGUGGCGUCAAAUCAUUUCUACUCACCCAACCCAACUUAGUUUUGCUGGACUUGGCUGAUACUUUAUGUGUAAAGGAUGAUUGUGUAGCUGCCAUAGUAGAUAUCCUUCCGAAACUGAAAACUCUUAAUGUAGCUGGCUGUGGUGGCAUUACAAAUGCCGGUGCGAUCUUAUUGGGAAAUUUGAAACAAUUACAAAGUUUAAAUAUUUCACGAUGUGAUGGUAUUACCACCGAUGGUCUCACGCAAGGCAUAGCACGUUCUACCAAUUAUGUGCUAAAGUAUCUUUACAUGUCUCAUCUUAUUGUGUGUGAGGAGAGCAUUAAGUGUAUCGCACGCAACUGCCCUGAAUUGCGCAUUUUGAAUGUGGGCCAUUGUGUUAAUGGUGUCACUGACACAUCCGUCCAAUGCAUUAUCGAACAUUUGCGCUGGCUUAGAGAACUCUCGUUGGAAGAUUGUUUCCGUGUCACUGACGCUGCCCUUACGGGUAUAAACAUUUCCAAAUUAGAAAUGAACAAUUCUACUAAUCCGCCGGCCGGUUCUCUGGAAAACUUUCAUCCAUCCACCCCAUCAUCUCUGCAUGAACGAGAAAAUAUAAGGUCUUCCAACUCACCACAAACCAUGAAGAUUUCUCUACGUAGCAAAGCCGAAGAAGACAUAGUACGAGACGCUAAUCGCAAGCGCGCACUAUUUGCUGUGUAUGAACUCAAUCAGAUUGAUGAUCACAUGAUUGAUGGCUUCAGUAUACAACAGCUCAAGGGUUUGCGUUCGCUCAAUCUCAAAGGCUGCAAUAAAAUCACCGAUGUCUCUUUGAAAUAUGGUCUCAAAUUUAUUGAAUUACAACGAUUAUAUUUGUCCAACUGCCAGCAAAUCACGUUGCUGGGCAUGGAAACUUUGGUGCUAAAUUGUCCGUCCAUUGAAGAAAUCGAUUUAUCCGAUUGUUAUAAUAUCAAUGACAAAACCAUACAAUUAGUAACUGCCAAAUUGAGUCGUCUACGUGCAUUACACAUUAGCGGCUGCACUCAAUUGACCGAUCACAGUUUAGAUGCUAUUCUAGUCAAUUGUAAAUGUUUGCAGACUCUCUCCAUUUAUCGCUGUCGUCGUAUGUACAGUGACAUAGAAGAUCGUUUAGCUGAUCUAACCACUUUACGCCACUUGAAUAUGGACAACACGGGAAGUUUGGAUAAUGUGGAAUUCUUCCGUCUAAAGAAACGUCUCGAUUACUGAUAUUUUGCUGCAAUUUUUGUUGUUUUUAUACUCUAUUACUUUCAAUUAUACAAUUUUCAUUGAUUGUCUGACAUUUGAUAGGACAAUUCCUAUACACAGUUCAACUGUGCAACAUUCUGGAUACUGGUUAAAUUUAAUACAUAAAUAUCCUUUAUUUAUAUUAACCAUCAUCCAGUAGAACUAUGUAUAGUUGUUAGUUUUGGACAAAUUUUAAAUUUACAUUUAGAUAUGUAAAAAUUGUUACAAAGAGAACUUUUAAAAAUUUGGAUUAUUGGUUUACAUUUAAAAAAAAUUGUUCUUGCUUCAUCGCUGAACUUUCAAUUCAUAUAAAUCUAAUGCAAUUAAAUUGUAAUAUGCAAAGAAUACAUAUUUAUUAUUAGACCUCUUCACUAAAAGCCUUAAAAUUUAAAUUAAUUGUUAAAUAAUUUAGUUAUUUAUACAUAUGUAUAUCAUUGUUAAAGUUUUGUUGUUAUUAUUAUUAUUUUAUAUCAUAUUUAUUACAUGUAUAUAUGAGUGUGUGUGCAUAAUAAAUUGGUCGUAGACAAUUAUUUAAAAUUUAUAAAAAUAUUUAUCAAUCUAGCUGUGAUUUAAACAAAUUUCAAACAUUAUAACAUACAUAUAGAAGAAAUUAAAAUACAUGUUAAACCAAGUUAAAAAGUACAGAUAAUAUUAAUGAA